UAUUCAAUAUUUUUUGAAGCUUUUAAAUAUAAAAUAAUAACAAAUCAGGUUUUGGUAUGGGAAAAUCGGGCUGCAAUGAAUUCAGUUGUUACUUAUUGUCUAAUUUUCGCUUUGUUGAAGCUACUUUUCGUGGUCCCAGCAAUGUGUAAGAACCACGGACAACCGGGGGUAAAAAAGACCGAGAUCAAAAAUAAGUCCAUACAAGAAGAUAGUCAGGAAAACGCAUCGGACGUUGAGGUGCAGGAUGUGCGGCAGAGUAAAACUGAGAUGAAAGAAAAGGAAGCAGCGCGAGAAAGCAGUGGUACGAGCAGUGAUCCACAGAAGAGACCAAAUAAAGCAACAGAAAAUAAAAAACCCAAACCAAAAUGUAAAACAAACAAGUCCAACACGACGACAAAAGGUUCAGCUAGUAACGCCAGUCAGUCAGACGCUCAAGUGGACAAAGGGAAAGCCAUCAAUGAAUUGAAUACAAAAAAUUAUACCGAUUCCAGCGAAAUAGACUUACCCAUUAAAUUUGACUCGGCGAACAAGUUCAGUUUGCCUACGGACACGACCACACGCGAUCAAUCGGAUCAAACACAUACGGAAUCGGAGAUGGCUUAUAACGGUUUCUUGUACGAUGUGUUCAAAAAGCGUUUAAAUCAAGUGUUUCACGAACUCUACAACAAUGUCAACACGCCGGCAGUCACACAGCCGCCAGUACAGAUCGAGUUCGAAAAUGACAAGCCGAAGAAACGCUCUGCGGUAAGCAAUUGCCUGUACGAAGAAUUCAAGCGACGUUUGGACAAAUUCAAUAUGGAAUUUGUAGAGCCAGCGAAGGCAAUUAAACGUACAAGCUCUGCUAUUGCUCUUUCGACCGCUGAUCGGGCCAACAGCGAUAACUUAUAUGAAGAAUACAAGAAGCGACUCGAUAAACUAGGCAAUGAGUUGGGGUUUAUUGGCGAAAAAAUAUACGAUCGCAGUGGCCGCGAUGCGCCCGGCAUGUUGCCUGUUACAACGUCGGAAGCCAAAUGUAGUAAAGCAGACAAAGUUGAAGUACAAGACUUCUAUGAAGAAUAUAAACGCAAGCUAGACGAAUUGACCCGCGAACUAUACAAGGAGAGCAAUGAGCGCUUAUGUCGCACGUAUGGAGAGGUUGACGAACGUGAUCUUACCUCGCCCACCUUACAAAGACUCGUGGCUACGAUACAGAUGGAUGAUGCCAAGGCAAUGCCGGGAAAUAUGCGCGAUGCGCCGGGUAGUUUUGCGGGCUCCGCAGCGCUACUUCAGAUCGAUAAAGCGAUUGAUAAAUUGAAUAAACAGGAAGAUAAACGUAGCUUAGAUGCCAUGGACCUAGGUGCGACAAUUUUUGGUGCUGACUCACUUAAUUUCAUGGCAGGUGCGGCGAAUGGCAUGGGUGCAGCAAAUGGUGCUUCAUACCCAGCGGUAUUGACGAAAUCGGCAGAUGCGAGUUUGGGUUUGCUGGGCAGUACAGAGCCGAAAAAUCUACUCGCUUCGGUGGCCACCAAAAUGAAUAUGACGACGCUGGAUUUGGCUAAAAAGUUGGCGGCUAUGUCUAAUCCGCUGGAUUUCGUAGCCAAGAAGGAUCCACAGCUGGGUGCGGAAAUGCACAAAUUCAUCGAUAUGGCGGUGCACAGUAAAUUGGAACAAAAUCCAAGUCCACAACCUAACCAAGCACCUAGCCAAAAUCCGAGUCAAACUCCUGUUGCUAAAAAGUCACCGCUAAAUGAAGUCACUAUAGUUUCGGGUCUGCCGUUAUUAGGGCCGGAUUCAUCAGGUGUGCCUGUACCGUUAAUGCCACACGAUGCCCAGUCAUAUGGUUUGAUUUCAGAAUUAACAGCCCGUUCUGCACAUGCUGCUCCUUCCACGCCUGCAAUUACAAAAACUACAAUUGCGCCUACACCCGCUCAAGAUCAGGCCAAUAAUAUUGGAUCACCUGUAAGAUACCCAUCAACGCUGGCAAACACACAACAACCAAAUGACGCAGAGGCAACACGUAUAGCUGGCGUGCUUGACAAGGUGCUCACCAGGCUGGAGAGCUUACAAUCGUGUAAAGGCAAGGAAGAUAGUUUUGAGGAUGAUAGCUGUGAACCGGAUGGUAUGCCCUGCGAUAUUGUUGGCUCGUGGAACUCCAAUCAGAUGGGCUUACGCUUCGAUAUUUCUCUGAGUAAAGCCGCGGAUCGUCGCCUGGGCGCGGCUGAGAAGAAUAAUAAACUUCUUAGUGUCGAAGUGGGCGAACGUGUGCCACCGCACGCUCAUCAUAUUAUCGAUACCAGCUGGAAGUUCAUGGGGAGCGCACUCAAUCAGCAGGGUGGUCCCUUCUAUCUGUACUCGCAGAAUCGUGACUUAAGCAUAGUGGCUACUUUCGUGGGCUACUGCCGUGUCUGCGGUGCUAUUGAUACCAUAUUCGGCUCGUGGGCGAUUAUGGGUCCCUCGAAGGAUUGUGAGGAUGUUACAACUGCGCUAGAGAAUAGACGUGACAUUUUUCGACGCUACAACAUGGAAAGUAAACGAAACCAACGUUUCAAGGAUAUGCUGUUCGAAAAGAGUGCCUAUGGCAAAUCGGAAUGUGAUGCCAACAAGAAAGGCUGAAUAAUUAUUUAUGACUACUUUUGCAGUUCGUAAUCUCUGUGUUUUCCUUUAAUUUAUUUAUUAUCCCAUAUUAUUAUAUAAUUAA
Ceratitis capitata (Mediterranean fruit fly) is the source of this 2677-nucleotide messenger RNA. RefSeq lists its product as uncharacterized. The transcript has 4 exons. The record is from RefSeq and is a predicted model, not a curated record. The coding region runs from base 76 to 2592 and encodes 838 amino acids. Lineage: Eukaryota; Metazoa; Arthropoda; Insecta; Diptera; Tephritidae.